AUGGCUGCCCCACAUGAUCGACACCGGACAUCAUUGGAAGGGGUCAUCGUUCCAGAAUUGCAACCUUUCCCGCGAGAAGACCAUGAACAAAGCCCGGAGGCUGAGGCGGUCUCCGAAACGGAUAGCUUUCUCGAGCUGUUUUUCUCAUUCAUCGUAAGCCAUUUAGAUGGGGAUUCGAACGAUGCCGCAUCCGACUUGGCUUCAAUCCUAUCCUACUUGGACGGGUUUGCCUCAUGGACCCGCGACGAUCAGAAUACCCUCGGCGAAAGCCUGGUCCGCUUCACCGAGUAUCUGGUGGAUAAUUUCUUCUUGCCGUUGAAAGCCUUGGCUGCAAAGACUCCCCAGCCGACGCCGGCAUCCCUUUCUCGGGCCCCACUGUCGAACAGCGGGAUUGGCACUCCGCAACGCCUCUCCACUUUGCGGCGGGACUGUCUCGUGCGUGACCGCCACCGAUGUGUGGUCACCCGGAAAUUCGAUAUCCAGGAAGCGGAUCGUCGGCUAUCCCGAGAUGGAACCGACUUCAAAGAUGACGAUGGCGCGUCUCUGUUGCCCGAGAGCGAUGAGAUGACCUUUCUAGAAGUAGCCCAUAUCAUCCCGCAUUCCCUGAUGUCACUCACCAGCAUUGACGGGGAACCCCAGCUGGCCGAGCCCAAGCUGAUAGCCCAUAAGAUCCUCACCAUGUUCAAUCCCGAGGCCAUUCCCCUCAUCAGUGGGAGUGACAUUGACCGACCCAAGAACGCACUCACCUUGACACAGACGCUGCACAUGUUAUUUGGUAAAUUUGAAAUUGGCUUCGAGCAUAUCGGCCCACACACGUACAAGAUCGACUACAUCAAACCAGACCGGUUGCUCCGGAUUGCCAAGCUGCCGGUCAUUCGCACGCUGUAUCUCACGCCCAACCGGACGAUCGAACCGCCCUCCGUGGAGCUGCUGCAGAUCCAUCAUGCCAUCGCCCGGAUUCUUCAUCUGAGCGGUGCGGGGGAGUACAUCGACCGAUUCCUUCGGGACAUGGAAGAAAUGGAAGCCGGACCGGUGGACGCGAACGGAUCCAGCCGGAUUGAUGAUUAUGUGCGGUUUAAACUCUGGGAUCAGUUUGAGAUGUCCGUGUGUUAGCGUCUAUACCCUACUAUCGAAGAUACCUGAUUGGUAAUAUAAGAAUAGCAUUCUUAGAGUUGUCACUUGAUCGCUG
Messenger RNA from Aspergillus ibericus CBS 121593, 1189 nucleotides. Its product is annotated as HNH endonuclease signature motif containing protein. The record is from RefSeq and is a predicted model, not a curated record. NCBI's taxonomy places the organism in Eukaryota, Fungi, Ascomycota, Eurotiomycetes, Eurotiales, Aspergillaceae. The coding region runs from base 1 to 1113 and encodes 370 amino acids. The transcript is spliced from 4 exons.